This is a messenger RNA of Aureobasidium subglaciale EXF-2481, 1074 nucleotides long. RefSeq lists its product as uncharacterized. NCBI's taxonomy places the organism in Eukaryota, Fungi, Ascomycota, Dothideomycetes, Dothideales, Saccotheciaceae. The record is from RefSeq and is a predicted model, not a curated record. Gene Ontology annotation, molecular function: zinc ion binding; oxidoreductase activity. The transcript is spliced from 3 exons. The coding region runs from base 1 to 1074 and encodes 357 amino acids.
AUGCUAACCACCAUCGUAGCAAUCUGCGGUAGUGACUUGCACAUGUACCAAGGCCGUACAGCAGCAGAGUCGGGUCUCGUCUUUGGUCAUGAGAACAUGGGCAUCGUCACCGAAAUCGGCUCGGGUGUGACCCUGCUCAAGAAAGGCGAUCGUAUCGUGCUACCAUUCAACGUGGCCGAUGGUAGAUGUAGAAACUGCGAACAGGGCAAGACCGCCUUCUGCACUGGUGUCAACCCUGGCUUCGCUGGUGGUGCUUAUGGCUACGUAGCCAUGGGGCCUUACCAAGGAGGUCAAGCACAGUACCUUCGUGUGCCAUAUGCCGACUUCAACGCUCUUGUCCUGCCUCCUGGCACUGACAACGAGGCUGAUUUCGCUCUCUUGGCUGAUAUUUUCCCUACCGGCUGGCACGGUCUCCAACUAUCAGGCUUCCAACCUGGUGACAGUGUCGCAGUCUUUGGUGCCGGCCCCGUAGGUCUGAUGGCCGCAUACUCUGCUGUGCUUCGAGGAGCUAGUAAGGUCUACGUUGUUGACCAAGUCAAGGAGAGAUUGGAUGCUGCUAAGAAGAUUGGUUGCGAGGGCGUCGACUUCACAAAGGGCGAUCCCGUUGAGCAAAUUAUCAAGCUGAACGGUGGAGAGAUGGUCGACCGCGCCGUCGAUGCUGUCGGUUAUCAAGCUGUUGACAAGAGCGGUAACAAGGAACAACCCAACAUUGUUCUUGACCAACUUAUCCGUGUUACCAGAGCUACUGGCGGUCUUGGUAUUCCGGGACUCUACGUGCCCUCUGACCCUGGUGCUCCUGACUCGCAAUCUGCCAAAGGACAAAUCUUGAUCUCCUUCGGCAAGCUCUUCGAAAAGGGUCUGUUUUUGGGCACUGGCCAGUGCAACGUCAAGGCGUACAACCGUCAACUUCGCGACCUCAUUAUCUCCGGCCGUGCUAAGCCUUCCUUCGUUGUAUCCCACGAGGUCGACAUCGAUGACGCCAUUGACGCUUACGAAAAGUUCGACAAGAGAAUCGACGGCUACACCAAGGUCUUGCUUCAUCCUAACGGACCUCUAAGCUCAUUCUCCAUCUAG